AUGGUACAACUCGAUCUUCUACCCGGUCAGAAAAGAGCCACCAAGCUGAGGAAUCUUAAAAAAAGAAAGGCGAAGCGCACCAAAGCUCAAGCUGCUGGCGUGGCUCAGUCCCGACAAAUUGCUAAGGUCAAGAAUUCACCUAAUAUUUCUGCUCUGGUGCACCGGAAAGGAACCAUCACCAAGCCUCAUCUUCAACUGUCUCUUAUAUUACCAUCAGAUAACGAAACUUCUCUUGGUCUUCCCAGGUCGAAAUUGAGAGCAUGGGCGAACGAUUCGCCAUCACCAAGUAAAACACCAAAGCCUGAAGCUGCUGUUCCUUCUCAAGACUUUCUCCCUCAGCAAGCCGUGCUUGAUCCUCCUUCACGAAAGAGCCACCACAACGAAGAUUGCCCUUCCUCAGCUGGCCGUUCGGUGGAACCCUCCCAUAUCGUCACCGACAACCAAGUUUUCCUCGCCCCUUCUGGUAAACAAUUAUACGAUCUGUUCAGCCCGCAUCCCUUCCCGGAGCUUUACCCUCACGCUGCUCACCCAUGGGAACAAAGUGAUUAUAUACCCAAUUUCGCGAAAUAUGCUGCUGGUCUAACUGCCGCUGGGAAAGCGAUAGUGGAAAAACAUCACCCUUCUACUUCAUACGAAAAUAACGGACAAGACGAGGCGAUGAGGACCGAGGAAGAACCAGUCUCACGACAAGAGGGAGAUGGAGCAGAGCUAUCGCCGAUCGAAGCGCAAAAAAAUGAAGCUAUCUACUACAGCACUCGAUCAACUGCUCAGAAUGGAAGCUGCAUGUUUCAUGCCCUUUGUCAAGGGAUUUGA
Messenger RNA from Kwoniella shivajii, 813 nucleotides. RefSeq lists its product as uncharacterized. Lineage: Eukaryota; Fungi; Basidiomycota; Tremellomycetes; Tremellales; Cryptococcaceae. Bases 1 to 813 code for a protein of 270 amino acids. The record is from RefSeq and is a predicted model, not a curated record. The transcript is spliced from 2 exons.